UUAAACUCUCCCAGAGGCUACCGUUAGCUAGUUUAGCUAUUAAAGUUUUCUUGAGACAUUUUUAUAUUCAGCUAUUAAUAUUGGAUUAGUUUUGUUCGGCGAGUUGUUAAAUUGCAUACGCGCUCAAAUUGUUUAGCAUAUUUUGCUGACUGUUAGUUAACAUUAGAGUUACUUUUAGUGAUGGUGAGUUAACAUUAGCCAUUCUAACUUAAGUUAGGUAACUGGAAUGCCCCUCAGGAGAUGCCCACAACGAGCUCAAUACAACAACAAUGCAGGUAACAUAACGCAGGGGGCUGCUGGAGAGGAACCACGAAGGAAUUUGGGUUGGGUGCAAUCCUAGUGGGUGACUGGUGUGAUUUUGUGAUGAACGAAUGGACAAGACUGCCCCCCUCAAAUGGAAGAACCUCAGCCUGUUUCCCCUGGUCAGAUGAAAAAUAGUGGUGCUUCACUGGAUGCCAGCCAACCCUCUGAUCUAACCACCUUUAAGAUGGACAGCAGAGCAAAACAGUGGGCCAAAAGUUCACCUCCCAACCCAGCAGACACCCUCUACCCCCGCGGCUCGCGGGACUCCGCAUUCCCUGUGAAUGACCUCAGCGGCUCCACCAUCCAGAGGCAGAGGAGGGAGCUCCAGCUGCUGAUGGCUGAGCUGAAGGACCAGGACAGGGAGCUGAACACCAUGGUUGCCUCCCAUCAAAAGCAGCUUCACGCCUGGGAACAAGACCGCCAGAGGGUGCUCACCUUGGAGCAGAGGUGUGCCCGUUUGGAGGGUGAGGACACAGAAACCACAGGGAUAUAGAUUCAAUCUGACUUCCGUGUUAUAGCUUCAAAACUGCAAAAUAAUGCUGGAUAGAUGUUAUUCUGCUCAUGUUUGUCUGCUGUAGGGCUGCAACUAACAAUUAUUUUCAUUAGGAAUUAAUCUGCUGAUUAUUUUCUUGAUUAAUCAGUUGUUUUGUUUUUAAACUUAGGAAAAAGUUUACAAAAUCAGGAAAAUUUCCCAGAGCCUGUAACAGCAUUAUCAAAUUCUUUGCUUUAUCUGACCAACAGUUCAAAAAGGAAAGUUGGUUAUAGUCUGGUCUGUCCAUAAAUCAGCUACAAAUUGAUUCUGUAGUCCAGGACUUGUUAAUAACGUCGCCUCACGUCGUAAAGCCUGCACGUCAGGGAGGAAGAGCUGAGUUCCAUGCUCAAACUCAAGGUACGUUAACAGACUAUACAUCUCUGUAACCUCCAUGAAUAUAUGGUUGCUUUGUGUCUCUGUCAGGUGCUGAUGAGGAUUAGCAUGAAGUUAAAGGAUAACUUUCGUUUUUUACAAC
Chelmon rostratus (copperband butterflyfish) is the source of this 1310-nucleotide messenger RNA. Its product is annotated as coiled-coil domain-containing protein 62-like. The record is from RefSeq and is a predicted model, not a curated record. The coding region runs from base 395 to 796 and encodes 133 amino acids. The transcript has 3 exons. NCBI's taxonomy places the organism in Eukaryota, Metazoa, Chordata, Actinopteri, Chaetodontiformes, Chaetodontidae.